Messenger RNA from Botrytis cinerea B05.10, 2367 nucleotides. RefSeq lists its product as hypothetical. The transcript has 8 exons. NCBI's taxonomy places the organism in Eukaryota, Fungi, Ascomycota, Leotiomycetes, Helotiales, Sclerotiniaceae. The record is from RefSeq and is a predicted model, not a curated record. Gene Ontology annotation, molecular function: heme binding; iron ion binding; monooxygenase activity. Bases 270 to 2126 code for a protein of 618 amino acids.
GAUGAUUGUGAUUUGCGUUUGCUUCGCUCUUACCUUUUUUCGUCACAAUGGUGUGCUUGAGGUUUCAAUAUUAAGACUAUCAUAUUACUUUACAUCAUUGACAUUACUCGCUCUGGGAAAUGAUGAUGAAAAUAUAUAGACGUCGAAGUUGAUUGAAGCGGUGUUUUUGAGAUGAGAUAUAUUUCUGAGUGAAUUUGAGAGAAGAAUGGAUUUUGUUUAUUGACAGUAUCUCUGUGGCCGGGCAGAGUUGACGAUCAACAGUUUGAUAGAUGAGAGUGAAUACUUCAAUUUUUGUUCAACCUUGCCAACUCAUCCGCCUCGAUUAUACGUCUUCCUCGGUCAGCUUUCAAAUCAUGGAUUCACUCUUCUCGGCUGUGGGGUCUUGUUGUAUUAAGAUAACUUCAAUUUUAUAUUGGGGAUGCUUCAAUUCUCUCCUACGGCUGAAGGAUAUAACUGCUACGGCAACUACAAUAAGGAGUCCUUCGUCUUUGAGUAUAUUAAGUUCGUCAACAGCAUCUUCAAUCCAGACAAAAGACACGCAACGGAAGGGAUCUCUAUAUCUCCAAACGAUGGGAGUUCUCCAACCGUUAAUGGAGCAUUCGCUCUUGAUUCUCGUCACGACGUUUCUGGUAUACCAGGUCACAUUGGUGGUUUAUCGACUUUAUUUUAGUCCUUUGGCAAAGUUUCCAGGUCCUAAAUUGGCGGCAGCAAGUCUUUGGUACGAGUUCUACUACGAUGUUUGUUGUGAUGGACAACUUACUUUCAAGAUCAGAGAGUUGCAUGAGGUUUAUGGUCCCAUUAUCCGCAUCUCUCCUCAUCAACUCCACGUCUACGACCCCGCCUUCUAUGAAGAACUAUAUUCCCAACACAAAGUUCGUCACAAGUAUGCCUACUUCCUCGAUCGAUUCCAACUUCCCGGUUCAGCUUUCGGAAGUGUAGAUCAUAAACUUCAUCGAGAACGACGCGCUGCUCUCAAUAAAUAUCUAUCAAAGCAAACGAUCAAGAAACUGGAACCUAUGUUGCUUGAUAUGCUUGAUAAGUUAUGUGGAAGAAUUGAAGAGUUUAGGGAAAAGGGAGAGAAGUUGGAUAUGAGAAUUGUGUAUCAGUGUUUUAGUACUGAUGUUAUUACUCUGUACGCACUCAAUCGUUCCUGGAAUCAUCUUGACUCUCCCAAUUUCUCACCCCUCUGGGUCGAAACCAUAGCCGAGACAGUCAAAUUAGGCCAUCUCCUAACACAAUUUCCCAUGCUCCUACCCAUCUCUCUAGGACUUCCCAGAUGGUUCUUAAAGAUCACCAAGCCUGGUUUUGCCAUGCUCAUGGAUUUUCGCAAGGCAAUUGAAGUAGACACCAAGAAUAUCCUCGAUGGCAACUACAAAUUCGAUCCUGAUAAAGGCAAUGGAAUCGAAGGAACAAUUGUUCAUGCAAUUCUUGAAUCUGACGAAAUUCCUCCUUCAGAAAAAGAAUUCGAUAGAUUGUUUGAAGAGGCUUUUGUACUAGUUGGAGCUGGAAGCGAUACAGUGUCUAAUAUGUUGACUAACACACAUUUCCAUCUCCUCGAUAAUCCACAACAUCUGAAAACCUUGAGAGAGGAAUUAAAAUCAGUUAUGCAAGAUAGAGACGCAAGAGCUUGUUUGAAAGAUCUUGAGGGUCUUCCAUUUUUGAAUGCUGUUGCUAAUGAAGGUUUGAGACUUUCUUAUGGUAUAUCAACUCGUCUUCCUCGCAUUUCGCCUUAUGAAGUUAUGAUGUAUCAAGAGUGGGAGAUUCCCGCUGGUACACCCGUCUCAAUGACCUCAGUCCACAUACAUCAAAACCCCGAUAUUUUCUCCUCGCCUCUGACAUUCAAUCCCUACCGCUGGCUCACCCACUCCAACAAUUCCCCUUCCACCCCCCUCACCCCCGACAAAUCACUCGAGAAAUACCUCGUCGCUUUCGGCAAAGGAUCGCGCUCUUGCGCAGGCAUCAACCUCGCCAAAGCCGAAAUCUUACUCACGCUCGCGACCAUCUUUAGGAGAUAUGAAGUACAGGAGUUGGUGGAGACGGACAGGAGAGAUGUGGAGGUGAAGAGGGAUUUGUUUUUGCCGUUUUCCGAGGUGGGAAGGGGUGGUGUGAGGGUGAAGUAUGGAUAGGAGGGGGAUGGGGAUGAUCAUGUAGGGAAAGAGGAAGAGUAUAAGACGGAGCUGGAGAUGAGAAAGACAGAGGAAGUGAAUGAUUUUACAUCGAGUUGUACAAACAAAAAAACAAACAGUAUGUAAAAUCACAACAAGGAAACAAACUAGAUACUCACGCAAGCAACUUUUAAGACAGCUAUACAGGUGAGGUGAGGCUUUAAAUACACAUACACACAAACAAGCACAUACACAUAUCACA